Messenger RNA from Salvia splendens (bonfire salvia), 692 nucleotides. RefSeq names its product serine/threonine-protein phosphatase 7 long form homolog. Gene Ontology annotation, biological process: meristem development; meristem maintenance. Bases 27 to 692 code for a protein of 221 amino acids. NCBI's taxonomy places the organism in Eukaryota, Viridiplantae, Streptophyta, Magnoliopsida, Lamiales, Lamiaceae. The record is from RefSeq and is a predicted model, not a curated record. The transcript is spliced from 3 exons.
AGUUGAGUGAUGACCACGAGCAAUACAUGUACAAUCAACGUGCUCGUGUGUAUUGUCUGCUGUUACUGGGUGGUCUACUGAUCCCGAACGCUACCGGUAAUAAAAUUCCCUUCUUCUACCUUCAGUUUUUCAUGGAUAUAGAACAAUGUGCUAGCUAUAGCUGGGGAGGUGCGACUCUUGCCUGCUUGUACCACAAUCUAUGUGAAGCUGCACUUGGUAAGAGGACCGAUGUCGGGGGAGCUCUUACAUUGUUACAGCUGUGGGCUUGGGAAAGAAUCCCAAUUAUUAGACCGCAGAUGCUGAACCCCGCGCCCGUAGACUACUUACCAUGUGCAGUCGCAUGGACUGGUCGGGCCUCUUAUGUAAAAGCACCGGGGCAUUGCAUUGAAACUUUCAGAGAUCAGUUCUCAACAAUGCAUGCCAAUCAGUUUAUUUGGAGGCCGUAUGAAUCGCGAAAUCUGCCGGAUGUUUGUGUUGCCGGUCGUCCUAUAUGGACGUCGAUGACAACACUAAUCUGCUGGAAUAUGGUUGAGCCACACAUGCCACAGCGGGUGUUGCGACAAUUUAGGAUUGUCCAACCUUAUAUCCCGAUUGUCGACCGGUUCCACGGAUCUGAUUUUAUGAAACAGGAUCGACGUGGCAAAGCAGGUCGGAACUGGGUUCAGUGGCACGCCAAUCAUAUACAAGAUUGA